AUAAAAACAAAACAAAAAAACAAAGAAUUAAAAUACUUUGAGUGUUUGUGCUGCAAAACAUUUCUGAAGUUUAACAACCUAAAAUGCUGCAAUUUUUAAUGUUCAAAAUAUUGCACAAGAAAUACAAAAUCAAUUGAGUGCACGCCCAGAAAAGUGUCACUGAGAGACAGCAGAACAAUACGAAAAGCCAAGUCAGAGCAGGACAAAAGUCCCAAAUUGAAAAUCCAAACCAAACUCCGAAGCACCACACAACAAAUUUACGAACUAAACCGGCCCAUACACAAAUAUUCACACACACACCCACACCCACGCACUCACACACACGCACACACAUAAUGGCCGUGCCCUUUUAUCUGCCCGAGGGCGGCACCGAUGACAUUGCCUCGAGCUCAUCGGGCACCUCGGGCGUCUCCUCCUCCUCGUCGGCAUCCUCCUCGUCAGGCGCAUCCUCAUCAUCGGGCGUCUCCUCCUCGUCGGGCGCAUCGGAUGGCGCCAGCAGCGUCGCCUCACAGUCACCCAACACAACCACCUCGGCCACGCAGACGCCGAUGCAGUCGCCGCUACCAAUGCAAACGGACCAGGUGCUAAUCGCCCUCUGCGAAUGGUAUCAGCAGCACCAGCGACAUUACAUCAGUCAGGCGAAUACCUCGGCGCCGCAAAUCUUUCAGUAUCCGCCACCGCCCAGCCCCUCGUGCUCGAGUGCCCAGUCGCCCAGCUAUACGGGCGGGGAUGUAUUCUUUGCCCAUGGCAUUCAUGUGCCGCCGCGCACGCCUCGCACUAGCAUCAGCUUUGCCGCCGGGGAGGAGCUGAACUUCUUCCGGCAGCCAUAUCCGGCGCCGACAACGCCGCAGCCAAUGCCACCGCAACCGCCGGCGCCGCAGUCGGCGCCACCGAUGCACUACAGCCACAGCUACCCGCAGGCAUCACACUUGCUGCAACAUCAUCCGGCCUCCUACGUGCACCCGCUGCCGGUUGGCGCCUACUAUGCCACCUAUACGCCGCCACCCACGCCGAACACUGCGAAUGCCUCCACCUCGACCUCGGCGGCUGCAUCGCAUGCGUCUUUUGGCCGGCACGGUCAUGGCCCGGCCAUGGCAUCGACACCAUUGGCGCCAACUGGUCCCAAGAUGCGUCUGCAGCGCAGCCAAUCGGAUGCAGCCAGACGCAAGCGGCUGACCUCGACGGGCGAGGAUGAGCGCGAGUAUCAGAGCGAUCAUGAGACCAGCUGGGAUGAGUUUGACGAUCGCUAUGACAAUUUUACGGCCGGACGCGAACGGCUGCAGGAGUUCAGCGGACGCAUACCGCCGCGCAAGAAGAAGACCAACAAUCCGGGCAACACCAACAAUACGCAUCUCUGCGGCGGCGGCGACAAUGCCAACGAAAACGGCUACAUCCCACAGCGCGAGCGAACGGGCAAGGAGAAGAAACAGCAAAGCUUCACUUGGCCAACAGUUGUCACCGUUUUUGUGCUUGCCAUGGGCUGUGGCUUUUUUGCAGCGCGAUGAGUGCCAAACAGCAACAACAACAACAACAACAACAGCAAGAACAACAAUAAAAACCAUAAAUAACCAUAUAUACUUAAUCCAUAGUGAAAUCAGCUUACGUAUUUUAUUCCCGUAUACAUAUAUACAUAUAUAUAUACAAAAACAGUGAAGAUCUUGCUGAUCUAGAGGAAAACGAAUCUUGAAUGUGUAUAAAGUUAAGGAGGUUGACGGGACACAAGAACAAUAUAAAUGUAUAUGUAUUUGUAUUCGUACUCAUAUAUUCAUAUUUCUCUCUCAAAUGAUAAACUAUCCUUUAAGACAACAAAACAUGCAACAACAAUUCAAACUGCUCAAUUGUAAUCUGUAGACUGGCUAAAGACUAAAAACCACAAAUGAACGAUAAAUAUUUUUGCUAACAUAAAUAUACGAGUAAAAAUAUUUAAUACAUAUUUUUUGGUAACGCUUUUUCGAUAAAAAAAAAACAAAAACAAAAAAUAAACUCGAGCAUAUUUUUGUAAACUCUAUAAGAAAAUGUCAUAAACUAUAUAUACUAAAUCUAUAUGUAAAAUUCAAGUAAAACUGUAAACUGCCAUCUUUUGAGAUACUUUUGUAGGCCGGUCUUCCAGCAAUUCAAUGUCUGAGUUUGAUUAUUUCUUGCUAUUUUGCAUUUAGCUUUGCAUUUCGUAAAAUCUAAAAAACAAAACAAAACUGUAAACUUAAAAAGAUAAAAAAAAACAGAACAAAAACAAAAAUCUUGCUUCCAAAAUAUUUUCAAUAUAUUUUAAUUGUAUUAUAUUUUUGAUUGUCAAACAACAAAUUUUCAACGUCUUCACAUUGUAAUUUCAAUUACAAGAAAAUAUAUUUCAUAAAUAUUUGUAGCAAUUACACAACUUAAUUAAAUGUUGCUUUAAAUUAGUUCAAAUCUUAAACAAAAUAUUAUUUGAACAUAAAAAGUAUUUAGCUUUAAUUGUUAUAAAUGAAAAUCACAGAAAAAAUCCCACACAAAAGAAAGAAAAAAAAAAAGAACAUUUUUGUAUAUAGUUUAUAUGCCAUUUUUGUGAUGAUUUUGUCUAUGGUUUAUUAUAAUUGUGCGCACAUGUUUUUAGUUAAAUUUGGUAGUCAGUAAGCAGCAUAUUUUCAUGAGGAUUAUUUUGUUCAUUCUUCAAAUUGGUCUCACAAUUUAGUUUUUAAGCAACAUUGUUCAAGAAGUUUGCGCAAAAUGUCCAUUGAAAUUUUCCAAAGCUUCACGACACGUUUUCAGGUUUACCUUUGCUUAACACUCAAAGCCAAGCGUUGAAUGAUCUCUUAACUGGAAAUUUAUAGAGGGCGCAACUCAAUUGAUCUCCAUAGCUAGCCAAAGUCAAAAAGUCAACACGCAGCAAAUCAAAUUUUUG
This is a messenger RNA of Drosophila montana, 2878 nucleotides long. RefSeq names its product head involution defective (gene hid). Lineage: Eukaryota; Metazoa; Arthropoda; Insecta; Diptera; Drosophilidae. The record is from RefSeq and is a predicted model, not a curated record. The coding region runs from base 336 to 1505 and encodes 389 amino acids. The transcript is spliced from 4 exons.